ACCCCACAGCCCAAUUUCUCACGAAAGAAAUAAGGAUUCUCAUGACAGCCAUAGAAAAAGGAAAAGAAAAUAUAUAUUCAUUUGAUUCAAAAUCACCAGUCUUUCUUUCUUUCUUCCUUUCGAAUCUCUGGUUACCAUUUUCUUUAAAAUUCGUGGCUUCAGAUACUUUUGCUUCCACUCUCUCUCAUCCACUUGAUGCAUUUCUGCUUCAAAAUCUAUUCCCAGAUGAUGAUCUUGAGUUCUUCUUAAUCCAUAUCAGGUAAUGAUCAUGGUUCAACCAUGGUAAUAGUCUAUCUAUCUGGAGUAAUUACCAAGUGGCAUCCUUAUCCGGGAAUCAGCAGACUCCAUGAGACUUCUCUAUGCAACACCACGCAUCUCAAUUCUAUGACAAGUCCUGCAGUCUCUCCUAGCCUAUUAUGUGUUCCAUGUAAUAAUUUAGUUUACAGUUCUUCCGUUUCUUGGAAUGGACGUAGCCAGCGUAGGACUCCUCACUUGUCACAACGAGUUGCUUCAAACAGAUGGCUGUGUCGGUCACAUGAUUCUAUUUCACCUGAUGAUGAGUACCGUUCGUCUCGGAAUAUAGCAAUCAGUUUGUUUAGGCGAUACAGGAAUGUCAUCGACCGUGGAGGAAGUGACAACCUAAAAGUAUAUUCAGAGUUCAUCAGUGCUGGGGUGAACGCAUAUGCUUUGGGCUGCACUGAUGAAGGAUUGCGCAAGGAACUUAUUGCUAUGAAGGAAUCUGGUGCUGAAAUUGAAGCAAUGCAGAAUUAUGGGGGAAGCACCAGUGUGAAAUCCAAGAUAUUUGCAAAGGAGGUAGAUGAGUGUAUUCUGUGGUUGAGCAUUAUAUUCAUCACCAUCUUGUGUACUCCACAACCAACUAUAGUUAGAUGGUCAUCUACCCCUCCUGUGUCGGAUGAAAUACUGCUUAAGUGGAAAGGUUUUUGUGCCCUCAUAGCAAAUGCAUAUUAUGUGAAGGGAAUGGCAUGGCUUCCUGUGAAGACUCUUCAGCUAGAGCAAAUGGCGGUUGUGGGAUAUUCUGAGGAACCAUCAGUUGUUGCCAGCCGAAUGCGAUUAGUGUUUAGCACACUUGAGGUUGUAAGUCCACAGUGGCCAAGAGUCUAGCCGCGCUCUUCAAUGUCAGCAAAGGCCAGUUUCUCUAGGAUCAUUUGGGCUUCUAUAUGAAAUUUGUAAAUUAGUGCACCUUUAUAUUCAGCAAUCAUUUAUGACUUUUAAAAAAAUUAAAAUGUCCAUCUACUUUUUUAACUGGUAAUCUGAAGUCUGGAGAAGCCUGACAUCUGCCAGUAUUGUUUUGUAAUGAAACUGGUACCUGGAAAUAGCUUGCAGGCAGUUAGUUGCCUCAGAAAUUUACGACUGCCUCAAGAUAACUAAAUGCAGCUUAUCUUGAAUUUCUA
Molecule: messenger RNA, 1412 nt
Organism: Ricinus communis (castor bean)
Lineage: Eukaryota; Viridiplantae; Streptophyta; Magnoliopsida; Malpighiales; Euphorbiaceae
Exons: 6
Coding region: 280-1122 (280 amino acids)
Source: RefSeq, a predicted model, not a curated record